Molecule: messenger RNA, 546 nt
Organism: Dermacentor silvarum
Lineage: Eukaryota; Metazoa; Arthropoda; Arachnida; Ixodida; Ixodidae
Product: putative sodium-dependent excitatory amino acid transporter glt-3
Exons: 3
Coding region: 1-546 (181 amino acids)
Cellular component (GO): membrane
Molecular function (GO): symporter activity
Source: RefSeq, a predicted model, not a curated record
AUGCGCUUCUCUACGCAGACGUACGUGCCGCUGGUGGUGAGCGCGAGCACGGGCUCCAUGGCAGCCAGCCUGCCCCUCAGCGUGUCCGUGCUGGAGAUGAAGUGUGGCCUGGACGCCCGCGUGGUGCGCACCGUGCUGCCCAUGGGCAUCGUGCUGGGCCGCUCGGGCAGCGUCGCUCAGCUCGCCGUGUCCGUGCUCUUCCUCACGCACAUGCACAGGGUACGCGGCGGCGAGAACCAGCCUGUGCUGUCUGCAGUGUUCUUUCUUGUCGCGAAAGUGAACCUCGAGGGCUGGGAACUGGUGGGUGCCGGUGCAAACGCCAUAGUGGCCAGCCUGACAGAUGAUGGAGCUUCACCUGCAACAGUCGGCCUGCUUCUGGGAGUUAAAGGCUACAGAGAGCCACUCGUUCUGGCUGCCGAACCAUUUGUGCAGUGGCUCACCACAACGGCCGACGCCUACUGCAAUUGCGUGGCGGCUACCGUCUGUUUCGAUAUUGUGCACGAAGAUCUCUCGGACGAUGACGAGUGUGCCAGCGAUGAUGCCUGA